This is a messenger RNA of Triplophysa rosa, 7067 nucleotides long. RefSeq names its product Rho guanine nucleotide exchange factor (GEF) 4 (gene arhgef4). The record is from RefSeq and is a predicted model, not a curated record. Lineage: Eukaryota; Metazoa; Chordata; Actinopteri; Cypriniformes; Nemacheilidae. The transcript is spliced from 14 exons. The coding region runs from base 764 to 6220 and encodes 1818 amino acids. Gene Ontology annotation, molecular function: protein binding; guanyl-nucleotide exchange factor activity. Gene Ontology annotation, biological process: intracellular signal transduction.
ACAACACAGUCGAUCACUCCCCUCAGAAGAAAACAGUCAUACAAUCCACUCAGAAGAACACAGCCUCUCACUUACCUCAAAAGAACAUAGUCAAACAGUCCCCUCAGAAGAACACAGUCACUCACUACCCUCAGAUAAACACAGUCGCUCACUCCCCUCAGAUAAACACAGUCAGUCACCCCCCUCAAAAGAACACAGUUUCUCACUCCCUUCAGAUAAACACAGUCAGUCAUCCCCCUCAGAAAAAUACAGUCAAACACUCCCCUCAGAAGAACACAGUCAAACAGUCCCCUCAGAAGAACACAGUCGCUCACUACCCUCAGAUGAACAAAGUCGCUUACUCCCCUCAGAAGAACACAGUCGCUCACUCCCCUCAGAAGAACACAAUCAGUCACCCCCCUCAGAAGAACACAGUCGCUCACUCCCCUCAGAAGAACAUAGUCAAACAGUCCCCUCAGAAGAACACAGUCGCUCACUCCCCUCAGAAGAACACAAUCGCUCACUCCCCUCAGAAGAACACAGUCGCUCACUCCCCUCAGAAGAACACAGUCGCUCACUCCCCUCAGAAGAAUGCAGUCAAACAGUCCCCUCAGAAGAACAUAGUCGCUCACUCCCCUCAGAAGAACGCAGUCAAACAGUCCCCUCAGAAGAACAUAGUCGCUCAAUCCCCUCAGAAGAACACAGUCGCUCACUGCCCUCAGAAGAACGCAGUCACACAGUCCCCUCAGAAGAACAUGAUAACACACAAUAUAAACAGAAAAGCAUGGAUGUUUGCACUGACUGUGGAGAAAGUGAAUCCUUACAAACAUCCGAAAGUCUUUUAUCAAAGGACAUGAAUGACAAACUCAGUCUAGAAAAGAGUGACAGUCUAAAUUUAAAAAAAGUUGUUCACUCAAGUAGUGAAUGUCACACGGACAGUGAUUUAGCAAACAUGCCAACAUUUAAUAGUGAAAAUUCUUGCAACAAACAAGAGUUUAUUGAAACACAGCUUUGUGGUACUCCUAAAAAUUGUGAAAACGAAAAUAAACUUUUUCCAGGGGCUCCCAUGUAUGUUUUAGAAGACAUAAAUAGAACCAUGAAAAAUCCUGUUGUUGCAGAUUGUCCGAAAGAAUGUACAAUAGUUCCUUCAGUUGAGCAGUCAGUAAUUUACUCCAAUAUUUCAGGACCCAUGGAAUACACUAGGUCUGUGUCAUUGACUUUUGUGUGUUCUGACAUGAAGACCACUGUGGUUGAUGGAUGUCCAAGGAGUCCUCUGGACAGCCCAGUCGAGUCUCUGGCUGGUUUGUUUGAGAAUUUGUAUGACAAGUCUCCAGUUAGCCCCACAGACAUUUGCUUUGAGCUCAGCGAUGACCUUCACAUGAACUGUAAACAAACAGCACGUGGCAUUGUAAAUGUUAUGUCUGACACAUGUGAAGAGUACACAGAGACCUCUAAACAAUUUCUGCCACCUGGCAACCUGUCUGACAAACGCACAAGGCUAAAUGAAUCAAUUAACUCUAAACCGUUAGAGCCAGCCAGUAUAGCCGAGCUGGGUGUUGAUGUUUUUUCUAAAGCAUGUUCUGAUCCCUGCACAAAUUCACAGUCUCCUUUUAAUUAUUCCCAGCUGAACAGUAGAAGUGAGGCUUUGGUGGUAAGAAAUGAAUACAUCUCAGAUACAAAUAAUAACAUUAAGAAUAUUACCGUAGAUGACCAUGUCUCAGGUGUACAAAACACUUUACCUAGUUCCUUGCUAAAAUACAACAGCUUUACUACUAAUAAUAAACAUUUAGUCUCAGAAGAAGUUGAACACUGUAAACAUGAUGACAUUUUUAGUGUUCCCACUGCUUUAAACAGUCUCGCUACCCCCUUUAAAGCACCUAGAAUAAUGACUGCAAUGGACUGUAAAGAUAAUAUUGCAAAACCGUCUGACCUAGCCGCAUGUAGCAAUCACAGAGAUGUUAUACAAAAGCAGUGUCAACUGCACUGGACUGCAGUGGAGGAGACGGGAGGAAGAUUUCAGUUCAAGGACACAGACGCCAACAGUCAGGGUAGAAUGGCAGUGUUACAAACCUUAACCUCCCUGCACACAGAUAACAAAUACAGCACCCAUGAAAUGGUAAAUUCAAACUCUACAAACAGUGAUGUUGUAUAUUUGCAUGCGCCACAGACACAUCUGGAGCUUGUCUGGGAAGAAAACAAGGUACCAUUGAACUGCUCUGUCAAGGUUGCUGAUACUCAUCUGUUAGAAAACAUGGAGAGAAGGCUUGUAACUCCUGAAAGCACUGAUUUAUUUUGUGAAACGUCUGAUUGUAGAAAUCUUUGUACACAGCCUUUGCAACCACCCAACACAGAGGCAUGUUUUGCAUGUUGUCACAUGUUACCCAUCACUAAUUUAGAGGCCAUUGUGGAGUCCGAAUGUUCACCGGAGAGCCCCUUUGUGAUGGAGGAUGGAUUGGAGGAUCAUCAGAGGGGAUCUCCAUUAUCAGAAGGUGGAUUUGAUGAUGAAUGGAGCUUAUGUGAUAACAUCCCAAACCCCAUUUUUCCUCACUGCCCGCAUGACAGCAAUAAUUCUGCCAUAAGUAGAAAUGCAAGGGAGAUGAAAGAAGCAAAUGCUGUUGAGAAAGAACCAGAUGCUGGCGAGACAACAUCUAUGAUGUUUAAUGGGAUUGAUAACUGUGAUGACCAUAGUGGUUCCAGUUUUGUAUCACAAGAACUCAUCUCUAGUACCAACAAUGAGGACAUGGAGGACAGUACUCAGUCAACCUCUAGGUUCUCGAGAAGUAAGAGAAACCAGUCAGGGAAGGGAUCCGUGUUCUCUGUAUUCUCUAGAAUGCCUUCGUUCCGCAAGACGAAACGAGAGCAAAAGGGCAACAACAAGGCUGAUCCAGAAGUUGAGGACUCUGAGGAUGGACAUGAGCGGGAGGAAGGAAAGCCCAAUGUAACACCUAGCAAGCUCCACCCAUCAUUUUACAAGAACCCCAUUUCUCAGAGUUCAGAUCAUCUUAUAGACAUCAUGAAGUAUGGUGACCACUCCAAUGCUGAUGUUUCUGAAAAGACCUUUGCCUUAAAUUUUCAAAAUAGGGAGAUAUAUGCACAGUGUGCAUCUCAAAAUUGUCAUCACUCCGCCCAGCAGCAGAACAAAGAUGGGGAAGCACUGAAUUUUAAAACUUUUCCUAUGACAGACGGAUUACAGCAAAAACGGAGUAAAAGUACUGAUAACUUAAACCUACGCAUGAAGCUCGCAAUGGCUCAUAAGUCCCUGUCUAGCCUGUUUGAGUCCAAAUAUCCUGAGAGGGACAACCAGGAGCAGAUCCUGCCCACACAGAAUGAAGAGGUAAGAACCAGACAGUCCUGGAGGAAGGUGAAACGACCAAAAGAUGUGGAACCGUACAAAAGAACCAUAUCUGUUCCUGGGACAGCCUGUGACACGUCCACACAUCAGAACCACAGUGACUCUAGCUUCUGUUCUCCUCAGAGCAGGUCCAGACUUAACAGCUCACCUGGUUCCCAAAAGACUUUGAGGAACGCGUGUCAUUCUGAACCACAGAGCUUCAAAUCUGCACCACAGGAGCCGUCUGAAGAUACAACUGAGAAAAACUGUCUGGAUGGAGGUGAGCUGCGUAAUGCGGUUUCCUCAGACUCUGACCAUGCUUCUUUAGAUGGCUUUGAGGCUGGGCACAAUGUAGAGAAUAGGUCGCAGUCUCCCGUACACCCCAGUGUUCUCGCACUUGCAAACCAGCCUACAUGGGGCCGAUCUGUGAGCUAUUUCGAAGCCGCUGACUCUCCGACGAGACCUAUGAGCCCCAAACCAAACAGUCCUGGGUUGUGGACACAUCGGAGAAGCUUCCGUUACCCCUCAAGAUCUGUGGCGUCAUCUUUGUGCUCACUCGGUCAGGGAAUGAGCGUCGAGGGUCUCUCCGAUCCUCCUCAAAAGCCAAAAUCUCUGAAGCCAAGGACAGCACAGCUUACUACAGCCCACUCGUUUGAUUCUGAGUACUUACUAGAAGACAGCAGUUCAGAUAACCAAUCUCUAUCCAGCCUGACAUCAGGAUCUAUGACCAGUAAACCUGAGCAUGUACAACAUAGUGCUGAGCCAGCCGUCCAGUCAGCAGAGAGAAGACAACAAGGGAACGCAUGUGUGCUUCGAGUAAAGCGCAGAGGACAGGUUGUGGCAGCACAUAGACCCAUGUCAGACCUGUACGGUUGGACGGUAUCUCUUCAGGGCAUCAGAGAGGUGGCAGGUGACCCGGAGAGGAAGAGAGAGUCAACGAAAUCACGACGGCGUUCGUGCUCAUACGACACACUGACGUAUACGGAGAACAUCCGUAAAAAGAAUCUUAACGCACAGAGAAGUUUGCGCCAGAUUAACAUCCCAACAUCUGACAAGCAUGAGAAAGUUCGCACUAGACUCUCCCUCGCCUCUCCGGAACAGUUCCCCUCCGUCACUUUCAAAGAUCACUUCUUCUCUCAGAGCACACCUAUUGGACUAGACUGCUUGGGCUGGCCUCACCGUGUGUCAUCUUCAGAAUCCAAUCUCACCGCACCAGCACAUGAGGAUAUUGGACAGCUGGCGUUGGUGAUAACUGAUGGACCACAGGAUAAGUCUGGCCUCGCUGAUGAUGUGGGGAGUGAAGAUGACCUGUACAAUGAGUUUCGCAGCGCCUCUAACCGUUUUGGACACCCAGGAGGAGGAGGAGGAGAGCAGCUGGCGAUAAAUGAGCUGAUCAGUGAUGGCAGCGUGUGCGCGGAGGCUCUAUGGGACCAUGUCACCAUGGAUGACCAGGAGCUGGGCUUCAAGGCUGGGGAUGUCAUCGAAGUAGUGGACGCCACAAACAAGGAGUGGUGGUGGGGCCGGGUGCUGGACAGCGAAGGCUGGUUCCCUGCCAGCUUUGUUCGGUUACGUGUGAACCAGGAUGAGCCCAUGGAUGAGUAUCUAGCCCAUCUGGACGGGGUCACAGACGGGGGUGGGGCCACCUUAGGGGGACCCCUAGGACCUGGUCUGCCCUGCAAGGAGCAGAUGAGAGCCAACGUUAUCAAUGAGAUCAUGAGCACAGAGAGGGAUUACAUCAAACACCUGAAAGACAUCUUUGAGGGCUAUAUAAAACAGUGUCGGAGGAGGACAGACAUGUUUACAGAAGAGCAACUGCGUACUAUUUUCGGCAACAUCGAUGAGCUGUACCGCUUUCAAAAGAAGUUCGUCAAAGCCUUGGAGAAGAAAUUCAACAAAGACCAGCCACACCUCAGCGAGAUCGGCUCGUGCUUCUUAGAGCAUCAAACAAACUUCCAGAUCUACUCCGAGUAUUGCAACAACCACCCCAAUGCUUGCGUGCAGCUCUCCAAACUUAUGAAGAUCAAGAAGUAUGUCUUCUUCUUUGAGGCCUGUCGCUUGCUGCAGAAGAUGAUUGACAUUUCUCUAGAUGGGUUCUUGCUUACUCCUGUGCAAAAGAUCUGCAAGUACCCUCUACAGCUGGCUGAACUGCUCAAGUAUACCAACCCACAACACAGAGAUUAUAAGGACGUGGAGGCUGCCUUAAACGCAAUGAAGAAUGUGGCCAGACUGAUCAAUGAGAGAAAGAGGCGUCUGGAGAACAUCGACAAAAUCGCUCAGUGGCAGAGCUCCAUAGAGGACUGGGAGGGUGAAGACAUCUUGAGCAGAAGCUCUGACCUGAUUUUCUCAGGAGACCUGACCAAGAUCUCUCAGCCACAGGCCAAAGGCCAACAGCGCAUUUUCUUCCUAUUUGACCACCAGUUGGUUUUCUGUAAAAAGGAUCUGCUUCGGAGGGACAUCCUGUAUUACAAGGGUCGGUUAGACAUGGAUCAGAUGCAAGUGGUAGAUGUGGAAGAUGGGAAGGAUAAGGACUUUAAUGUGAGUGUGAAGAAUGCCUUGAAAUUGUGUUCUCCCGGAGGAGAGGAGGUUCACCUCCUGUGUGCCAAGAAACCCGAGCAGAAGCAGCGCUGGCUGCGGGCCUUUACAGAUGAACGGGAACAGGUCCAGCAUGACCUCGAGACAGGUUUCACGAUCACAGAGGUCCAAAAGAAGCAGGCCAUGCUGAAUGCAUCUAAAGGUCAUCCAACAGGGAAGCCUAAAGCUGUGACCAGGCCCUACUAUGACUUCCUGCUGCGUCAGAAGCAUCCCACGCUCCCCACCUCCCUUCCCCAGCAGCAGGUCAUCAUGUUGGCUGAACCCAAACGCAAGACCUCCAAUUUCUGGCACAAUAUCCUAACACCGUUCAAAAAAUGAGGGACUGGACUCAAGGUUGUGCCUGCCCUGAACUUGUGAUUUUAUCCCCUUGUAACAUUUUUUAUCGUCCAAAUGCGAAAGCACUUUAUGGGUUGUUACAAUCACAGCAUCACUCCCAGACAUUGACCGUUGUGGGGAGGGCAUUCCUGCUAUGUUAUUUACAUUGAAAAGACAGCUACUACUGCUCGACCGCUUCACUUUUCAGAACUGCUGCAAGUCAUCAUACGGACACGCUUUGACCGCUGCAUCGAAAGGCUGGAAGAAAGGACUUCUUUCUAUGUUGGAUAAUUUAUUUUCAAAUUUUCAGUGUAUGCCGGCUAUCCACAGUGCCCAACUACUAGCUUUUAUAUGUAAUUUGAUACUUUUGUGUGACCCAUGAUGAUGUUUAAAGUUUAAAAGGGUUUUGCACAAGAUAUAGAUUGUGUUGAGAUUUAUUACUGUAUUAACUUGGCUGUCAAAAGAAAUCUGUUAAUAUGUCCGUCUGUGUAUGCAAACUAAGCUGAAAUUUCUCGUCAUUAAGCCUCUAAAUUAUACCCAGACAAAGUCCCAUCAGUCCUCAACGGUUUAGAUGAGCAUUUCAUGUAUUCUGCUGCCCAAAUAACUCCUCAAUAACAAACUUCACUUUGAAGUGACAUUCAAAACGUAACCCAGAUAUUGUGUUGGGGUUGCAUGAAUUUGCUGUGAAACCCAAACAAUUUCAACCCCAAAAAAUCCUCAAUAUUCUGUCAUUCAGAUAGAUAUUUGAACUAUUAAAUUAAAGAGUAUGUUUGGGGGUUGUGUCAAAUAUGUAUAUUACCUUUGACCACUGAAAAAGUAUGUUAAUAAAAUACAUUUGUAAGUGUUAUGA